UCUCCUGUUAGCUUGCUUGUUCCGGUCUUUUUAUUCACGUUUCGGCAGCGCUAGCGCAGGUUAACGACAUGUCUCGGGUUUACAUCGGCAGGUUGAGCUACAGGGCCAGGGAGAAGGACGUGGAGAGGUUCUUUAAAGGUUACGGGAAGAUUCUGGAAGUGGACCUGAAAAAUGGUUAUGGUUUUGUUGAGUUCGAUGACCCGCGUGACGCAGACGAUGCCGUGUACGACCUGAACGGUAAAGACCUGUGCGGGGAGCGGGUCGUGGUGGAGCACACCAAGGGUCCCCGCCGUGACGGAGGCUACAGCAGCGGUGGACGUACCUUGAAAGGUGGCUAUGGGCGCUGGCAAGGAAGAGACAGGUACGGUCCGCCUGUAAGGACCGAUUAUCGGCUCAUUGUUGAGAAUCUUUCCAGCCGCUGCAGCUGGCAGGACUUGAAGGACUACAUGAGGCAGGCGGGGGAGGUGACUUACGCCGACACCCAUAAGGGCCGGAAGAACGAGGGCGUGAUCGAGUUCAGGCAGUACGCGGACAUGAAGAGGGCCCUGGAGAAGCUGGACGGCACCGAGGUGAACGGCAGGAAGAUCCGGCUCAUCGAGGACCGCCCCGGUGCCCGGCGCCGCCGCUCCUACUCUCGCAGCCACUCCAGGUCUCGCUCCAGGAGUCGCAGGUCUCACAAGAGCCGCAGCCGCAGUGAGAGCAGCAGCCGCAGCCGGUCCCGCUCCAGGGCGGGUUCUCAUUCCCGCAGCCGGUCUCCCUCCAAGAAGGACAAGAAGAAGAAAGAGGAGGAGGAGGAGGGCAGCAACGACGCUCAGAAGGAAGAGGAGCACAGCCGGAGCCGCAGCCCCAAGAGCAAGAAGAGCAAGAAGGAGGGGAAGUCCAUCAAGGAGGAGGAGUCCAGGUCUAGGUCCAGGUCUGCGUCUCGCUCCAGGUCUCGUUCCAGAUCAGAGCCCAAAGAUCACUCCGGGAAGUCCGAGAGCCACGAGGAGCCGAAGAGCGACAACGAGGCAGGCGAGCCCGAGACGGGCUCCCGGUCCCGUUCCCACUCUCCUGACGAGCCCAGAGCCAAGUCCAAAUCCAAGUCCAAGUCUCGGUCCGCCUCUCCCGCAGUUGAUGCUGGCUCUCGCUCCAGGUCUGCCUCCCGGUCAGAAUCCCGCUCAAAGUCCCGUUCCCAGUCCCGCUCUCGUUCCCGCUCCCGCUCCUAGUUCAGGUCCUGGACUGCGUUCCGAUCCCAGUGACACCCCCCCCAGUCCUGUAUUUACAUUCCCUGGACCCCCGACACCGCCACGCCUCUGGUUUUUGAUAAGUAGAACCAUUUUCAUUCAAGCCGACCCGUUUUUCAUUCGUAGUGUUUGUAGAGCAGCGGAUGCUCGUAGAUGGUUUUUAUUUUUAAUCUGACCUAGAAACUCGUCGUCUGUGAAAUCGUUUUGUUUCAGAUUAAACUGUUCUGGUCUC
Nematolebias whitei (Rio pearlfish) is the source of this 1455-nucleotide messenger RNA. RefSeq names its product serine and arginine rich splicing factor 4 (gene srsf4). Gene Ontology annotation, molecular function: mRNA binding. Gene Ontology annotation, cellular component: cytoplasm; ribonucleoprotein complex; nucleus. Lineage: Eukaryota; Metazoa; Chordata; Actinopteri; Cyprinodontiformes; Rivulidae. The record is from RefSeq and is a predicted model, not a curated record. The transcript has 6 exons. The coding region runs from base 69 to 1205 and encodes 378 amino acids. Gene Ontology annotation, biological process: alternative mRNA splicing, via spliceosome; mRNA splice site recognition.